Rhodamnia argentea is the source of this 795-nucleotide messenger RNA. RefSeq names its product monofunctional riboflavin biosynthesis protein RIBA 2, chloroplastic-like. The record is from RefSeq and is a predicted model, not a curated record. Gene Ontology annotation, cellular component: chloroplast. The transcript has 3 exons. Lineage: Eukaryota; Viridiplantae; Streptophyta; Magnoliopsida; Myrtales; Myrtaceae. Gene Ontology annotation, biological process: riboflavin biosynthetic process. Gene Ontology annotation, molecular function: 3,4-dihydroxy-2-butanone-4-phosphate synthase activity. Bases 1 to 780 code for a protein of 259 amino acids.
AUGGAUUUGAACCUCUGUAGGCAGCUGAAAGACAAGUGGGGGCUCGGGAUGAUUGCUCAGUACGAGCUCUAUGCGGAUAUGCUCGCUCGUGGCCAUUUUUCAUGCAGAGUUUCCAGGAACUCGAAAUCAUCCAAUUUGCUGCUCCAGGCAAACCAUUCUUCGCAAAUUGGUUUUCCAUCUGAUAUAACCGCGGUUUCAUUGGGUGGUAAAUUAUCUUCCAGUGGGAGGGGUGUUGUUGCAGCAAAAGCUGCAGUGAUACCUGACGGAGGUGAAACUUUGCCUUAUCCUGGUGAUUUUGCAGUGAGCGAGACUCUGAUUGGUGAGGAAUCAGUUGGCAUUCAAUUGCAGCCUGAUGCAGUAGUGUUUGGAGCGCUUGCAGCUGAUACUGCACCUAUAAGCACUUCUUUCCCCAUUGAAGAUGAUGAAUUUGACUUGGACCAACCCACGACAGGCUUUGCAUCUGUUCCAGAAGCAAUUGAGGACAUCCGCCAAGGAAAGAUUGUAGUGGCGGUAGACGACGAGGACAGGGAGAAUGAGGGUGAUCUUAUAAUGGCAGCAGAAAUGGCAACACCUGAGGCUAUGGCAUUUAUUGUGAAGCAUGGCGCUGGGAUUGUUUGUGUGAUCAUGAAAGAGGAAGAUUUGGAGCGCUUGCAACUUCCUUUGAUGGUGAAUCAGAGGCAGAAUGAAGAGAAGCUUCGGACUGCAUUCACUGUGACUGUGGUAUGUGCUUUUAUUACACCAUAUCCUUUUUCAAUACAUGAGGUUUUUCUCAAAACUUAGAGUUGAUUUUUUGAU